Molecule: messenger RNA, 156 nt
Organism: Symbiodinium sp. CCMP2592
Lineage: Eukaryota; Dinophyceae; Suessiales; Symbiodiniaceae
Source: the annotation of a GenBank genome assembly
AUGAUCCCGACGCUGAUCCUGUUCAUCGUUUUCUUGCAGUAUCUGAUCAGUCAGAAGCAGUCAGACGUGGCGGAGAAGGAGAGGGAGGAGGUUCGCCUCCUGCAAGACGAGCGGAGGGCGCGGCGCGCGGCCAGCGAGAAAGCUUUGGAGGAGUAA